CGAAAUUUAAAUAAAAAAUUAGAAAGAUGGCAGUCGCACGGAGAUUUGACUGGGUCCGGCGAUAUAAUGUCUUUUUUAUUAUAGUCUUGGUAAUUUUUGUGUUGCAAAUAUUUUUGGGCUCAAAGUUUUCUCCCUCACAAAAUGCAGACUCGUCGUCCUACAAAGACGGGGACAGUUCCAUGGGCAAAAGUCCGAUUAACAUAGAGGAUGGGGAAUUUUCAUCAAAAAAAUAUGUAGGUGACGACGAAGAUGUCGCAGCGAAUAGCAAUCUAGUGAUAAAAAAUGACAGAGAAAAGGUGCCGCCUGACAAGCACAGUGCUGUCAAAGCAAACCGGUCAGCAGACCUACAGCUUGAAGGCCUUGACUUUGUGCCUGAGUGUGAAAUUCUGGGACGUGAGGCAGCUUCGGCCAUCAACCGUGCCAGAACGCAGCGUUGUAAAAAGGAGCUCGUGCACAUAGCUUGCUUAUCUCAAGAGGGAAAACUUUACCCUCAGUACCUCAAGAGUCAGUGUCCUUCUCAGGACGCCCGGAUGGGCAAGUCUCUUGGGUGCUUCCAGGACGAGCGACAGUUCCGCCUGCUUUCAGGCUACUUUUCCAACCUUAAAAAUGCCAACUCUCCUGAGCAAUGCAUUUACCUGUGCCUUCAGUCAGGAUUCCAGUACGCUGGAGUGCAAUAUUCAACCGAGUGCUAUUGCGGCAACGCAGCGCCUCCUUCUGCGGCCAAACUGCCUGAUUCUUCAUGCAAUAUGCCCUGCCCUGCAGACCCCAAGGAGGAUUGCGGAGGAUACUUCACUAUGGGCGUUUUUCAAACCGGGUUGCCAAAUUUAGAGCUGUCUCCAGUCAAAUCAGAGCCAGAUGACCCAAAAGCUCAGAAAGCACGCGUUGUCUAUUUGUUGACCUUGAAUGGUCGAGCUGUGCGUCAAGUGAAGAGACUAAUCAGAGCCCUUUACCACGCUGACCACUUCUUUUACAUUCACGUAGAUGCUAGACAAGACUACAUGUUCCGAGAGAUGUUGGACUUGGAGAGUAAGAUGCCUGGCCAGGUUGUUGUUGCGAGGAAAAGACUAGCCACAAUUUGGGGUGGAGCCAGCUUGUUGGAGAUUCUUCUCACCAGCAUGAAAGAGCUUUUGACGCUCCACGAAAAAUGGUCUUGGGACUACGUCAUCAACCUCAGUGAAUCUGACUUCCCCCUGAAACACAACGACAGACUGGUACAAUUUUUGACAGCAAACAACGGGCGCAACUUUGUCAAAUCGUUUGGAAAAGAGGUGCAGCGCUUUAUCCAGAAGCAAGGUCUGGACAAGACGUUCCAUGAAUGUGAGGCUCACAUGUGGCGCGUGGGAGACCGUGUGUUGCCUUGGGGCAUUCAGAUGGACGGGGGAAGUGACUGGAUUGCUCUUUCAUAUAAAUUUGCCAAAUUUGUUUCAUCUGGCGAAGAUGAUGAGCUAUUAAAAGGCUUGAAAACACUCUUCAAACAAACUCUCCUUCCUGCUGAAUCAUUUUUCCACACUGCCUUAAGGAACUCUGAGUUUUGUGACACGUAUGUGGACAACAAUUUGCACAUCACCAACUGGAGGAGAAAGCUUGGCUGUCGGUGUCAAUAUCGCCAUGUUGUAGAUUGGUGUGGCUGCAGUCCAAACGACUUUAAACCCUCAGAUUGGGCCAGAAUAAAGGGCACUGAUGAGAGGCAAGUUUUCUUUGCCAGGAAAUUUGAGCCAAUCAUUAACCAGGCUAUAAUCAAGCAGCUCGAAGAAUGGAUAUUUGGUCUUCAUUCUCCAGAUACCCCAAGCAUAGACAGUUAUUGGCAAAGCGUCUUUGACCACAGAGACCAAAAUCCUUCAAGUGAGGAUACGUUCAAGACUGCGGGAUCAAGUUUCUCAAGAAUAUCGGCUAGAAUGAUAUGCAAAAUUCAGCUGGUGAAAACGCUGGAAAUCAAUUUGUAUUUUCAUGAGGAUGCUUUCAUGGGCUUUUUGGUCAAAUAUCAAGCAAAGAAUCUCACAGAAAAUGACAAAACCUCAUUCACCAUUGAAACUCGCUUUAAGCCAAAAUCUACAACCAAAAUCCACAGCAAGGAAACACCUUUUGCUUCAAGAAUAGAGAGCUUCAUAGUGAGUUCAGACUUUGAUGUGAAAGAGAUGGUGUCCCGAAAUCCGAUGAGGGUCCUUGGACCUUUCUCGCAGCCAACCACCAUUGUCCAACUAUCUGCUGGACCCGCCCUUGAGGGAGGAUUGAACGCCACAGUGGUGUGGACUGAUCCCAUUGGGUGGCUUGCAGACAUAACAGAAAUCCACAUUUUGGAGACGGCUCAGACGCUGAGCUCCAAGCUAACCCUGAAGUCGCCAAUCAGGCCAGGUGCGUGGUCGGCUAAAAUUGUGACUGGUAGCAAAGUUGUUGCUGAAACUCAGUUCCUGGUGAUGCCAUUAGAGUUCAUGUCUGGAGUAGAGGUUUCUUCCAACCAAGCUGAAUACGUAAAUUCUGGUCCAAAUGAACCAUACAUUGUGCAAAAAGCGAAUUCUUUGAGCCACGUUGUGCACACUCCUGAAAGCUCUGUUGUUGAUUCAUUGCUCAGAAAGGCGGUUAUUAACUCGAAGAGGCUGGGAGUGGAUUUGCAGGACUGGAUCGACUCCUCGGUUGAAAGAUUUUACACGUUGCAGUCAUCAUGUAUAGUGGAGUCAGCAUCCUUGGGGAAAGGGUGCCCAUCAGUGAAACUGUGCCACACCAAGUCAUGGAGUUCUCAUUAUCCUGAUCCCAAAUCUUAUAUUGGCGGGGUUGACUUAACAAAUGGCCAAUUAAUUUAAAGCAAUUUACGCUAAUGGCCCACAACCUUGGUAUGAUCUGGUGACUGAUCAUACCUGCAAUAGGACCACGACAGAGGCUUCUAGCGAUUGGCUUGUCAGUCAAAGAAUGGAAUCGAAAUGUCUUUUAAGGUUUCCUUGAAUGAUAUAACUGCCCUGUUUUCAUUUCUACUCUCUUGCAAUGCUGCUCACUUGUCUUCUUUUGAUUUUAUUUAAAUCAAAGAAGUUUUUGGUGACACUAAAUUUGUAGAGACAUAAUCUAGAUUUCAAAGAUUAAAACUCUCUCAUCUUUGGGCACUUUGAAAGAGGUAGAAUAUCAGUUUAAAGGCUAUUGGUGUUCUCCUUCCUAAUUUUUGUAAUCAAAUGAUUUCCAUCCUUUAAUUGUAAAAUGUUAAUACCAUUUUGGGCUCACCCAUGAGUAAGGAAGUUUAAUUGAUUGGGAUGUUGUGCUUUAACCACUGACUGUGAUAAGCUGUUGAAAGCUCUAAUCUUACGCGUUUCUUCAUGUAUUCAAUUGUAUUAUAAUAUGUAUUUCAUUUUCCUACGCUUUAUGUGAAUCCCAGUGAGCAAGACUUGACGGAAGAUCUAUGAUUAACCCUUCUUUUUCAUCAGAUGUGUUCAUUGAUUAAAUGAUUGUUUUAGUAACUUUUGUCGCCAGUAAUUAUUCUUGCGUUUGUGGUGCAAAGCUGCAUUCAGUUGCUGGUUUGCUUGGCGCAGUGUCAAUAAAAGAAGGAAAUUCGGCGCCACUCACGAAUUCAUAAUCAAUCAAAAGGGUCUUGAUAUUUUGCCCUAAUCGCCAUACCUGCUAUUGUAUAGCAAUAAUUAUAUUUAAAUAUAUAUUUCACGUCUUGUGUACUUCUAACAAUAAUAAUACAAUGUGAUUUUUAAUAAAUUAUUAUUGGGCAGCUCAAA
Molecule: messenger RNA, 3707 nt
Organism: Cloeon dipterum
Lineage: Eukaryota; Metazoa; Arthropoda; Insecta; Ephemeroptera; Baetidae
Gene: oxt
Product: Xylosyltransferase oxt
Exons: 15
Coding region: 27-2798 (923 amino acids)
Biological process (GO): heparan sulfate proteoglycan biosynthetic process; chondroitin sulfate proteoglycan biosynthetic process
Cellular component (GO): membrane
Molecular function (GO): protein xylosyltransferase activity
Source: RefSeq, a predicted model, not a curated record